This is a messenger RNA of Chaetomium globosum CBS 148.51, 693 nucleotides long. RefSeq lists its product as uncharacterized. The transcript has a single exon. The coding region runs from base 1 to 693 and encodes 230 amino acids. The record is from RefSeq and is a predicted model, not a curated record. Lineage: Eukaryota; Fungi; Ascomycota; Sordariomycetes; Sordariales; Chaetomiaceae.
AUGGCCCCAAGAAUCUGCGCCUCAACAACGAGACUAUCUUUGCCCGAGCAUAUGCAGAGCUACAAGGAUGAGUGGACGGAGGUUAUAAACCGGAUCCGAUCGCAACCUAACAUCAGAGAGGUAUCGGUAACAUUCCUUUCAUGUUGUCGCGGGUCAGCGGUCUACGACACCUGGAUGCCGUGGUCUUGGCCAGGGGAGGAUAUCAGGCUUCUUCAGUCCUCCUGCCUGGCCCUCGAGGAGCACUUCAUCUCCCUCCUGGCGACCUGCCACGGGGUCCGUGAAGUCACCCUCCGCGGAAACGUCCCACCCAGUCUUGGUGCACGACUCGAGCAGGCAGACACGGGCCUAAGUAUCCGACUGCAGGCCAUCAGCAAACAAAUGUCCGCCUUCAUUAAGGGGGUCGAGAAGGAGACAGCGGAGAAGAAUGCGGAUGCGCAGGACCCGUCCUGGACGAAGCAGACGCCAUACCUGCCACUACGUUACCACCCGGCAAGGAACUCUUCUCUGCACUUUGUGCUGAAACAGACCGGGCCAGAAAUCCCAACCUGGUCCUAUAUGCAGGAGAGAAACGAAGAAGCCGGGGUAGCGACGGGGAUGGAACGUGUCUCUGGGCCACUGUUUGUUGGGACGUGGGAAACGGUUUCAGAGGUCUUCGACUUCGAGAACACCGUCGCCAAGGAGGAUGACUCGUAG